AUGGCCACAAGGGUCUCACGUUUGCGCUGGACUGUACCACCAGCGGCCUUGGCUGCCUAUGGAACGGGGGAGUGGGCUCACCCUAAAAGGCACUUGCAGAAUGCCCACUUCACCAAUGCCUCGGUCCACCAGGAUUCCAAUUCUGACCCACGAAGCCCCUCUUCGACCCCGACUGGGAAAAAUGACGAGCAACACGGUGACCAGGCCUCAAUUUGGCUGAAUAUUGUUCACAAGUUCGAAAAUAUCAAGCACAACGUUCGCGAGCUAUCUUUGGCCCCUGGCUCGCUAGCCGACGACAUAUGGAAGGAGUCACAAGACCCUGAUAUCAACCCGGAAAUUUUGCAGGAUGCCAAGGUGCGGGUUAGCGAUAAGCUCUGCGCAGAGGAGCUGGAGUUCAGAAAACAACGACAAAAGCAUGCGGCGAAAGCGCUGGCUUCCUAUCUCGGCAUUCCGGUAGAGGAUAUUCACCCUGAUGAUGUGCCGGUCAUUGCCAUGUGUGGCUCGGGAGGUGGACUGCGUGCCUUGGUCGCGGGGACAGGUUCAUACCUAGCUGUGCAGGAGGAAGGCCUAUGGGAUUGCGUGACCUACACAGCCGGAGUCAGUGGGAGCUGUUGGCUCCAGACUCUGUAUCAUUCGUCAAUCACGGACCGCAGCUUCAAUAAGCUCGUUGACCACCUGAAAAGCCGUCUUGGCGUUCACAUUGCUUUCCCACCCACGGCAUUGGAUCUCCUUACUACCGCGCCGACCAACAAGUUUCUUCUCAGUGGCAUAGUGGAAAAAUUGAAAGGAGACCCUGGUGCGGACUUCGGGCUGGUGGAUAUCUACGGACUGUUACUCGCCGCUAGACUUCUAGUUCCGCGUGGUGAGCUUGGAGUCUCGGGUCUGGAUUUCAAAAUCUCUAACCAGAAGGAGAAUUUACUCAACGGAGAACACCCGCUCCCUAUCUAUACAGCUGUCCGACACGAAAUCCCAGGAAUUGUGGCGGCUGCCGAUGGCCUCAAGCCUAGGCCCGAGGACCUUAUGCGUGAAGCCGAAAAAGAGUCCUGGUUCCAGUGGUUCGAAUUCACUCCGUACGAGUUCUUCUGCGAGGAGCUCAAUGCCGGAAUUCCGACCUGGGCCCUAGGAAGACAUUUCAACGGCGGUAUUAAUGAGCUUCCUGAUAGGAACUACCCUAACCCGGAGCUCAGAGUUCCCGAAUUAAUGGGUGUCUGGGGCAGCGCCUUCUGCGCGACACUGUCGCACUACUACAAAGAGGUCCGACCCUUAGUCAAGAGCCUCGCUGGGUUCGGUGGCAUCGAUUCUCUGAUCCAGGGCAAAAACCAAGACCUUAUUCGAGUGCACCCUAUCGAUCCUGCUGCUAUUCCCAACUACUCUAUCUUUCACAGCAGUCAUUUGCGUCUGAUGGAUGCCGGUAUGAGCAAUAAUUUGCCCAUCUAUCCGCUUAUUCGUCCCGGUAGAGACGUCGAUGUGAUCGUUGCUUUCGACGCAUCCGCAGACAUCAAACAAGAGAACUGGCUCUCCGUUGUCGACGGGUACGCCCGACAACGUGGUAUCAAGGGCUGGCCAGUCGGUGCUGGAUGGCCUCAAGAGAAUUCGAGCCUAGAAGAGACCAAGCAAGCUCUCCACGAAUCACAGCACGCCUCGGAACAAAAAGCGAAUGAGAAAAUGGCGGAUGCUCAGAGUCACAGUCCCUCUCACUCAAAGAACUCCAACAAGGCGGCUGACUCGGAUUUGAGCUACUGCAAUGUCUGGGUUGGAACGAAAGAGGAACUAAUCAGCGAGAAAGAACCUCCCCCAUCGAAGCGCCUCUUCCAUCCCGAACAAACCGAAGAUCACACCGAUUCCGAAUUUCAUCUCAUGCAGCCGGAAGCCGGAAUUGCCGUCAUCUAUUUCCCUCUGAUCCCAAAUCCCGAGGCACCGGAUCUCCCCCCUGUUCAGAAGACACGCCCCCUGUCUGCUGUGGAAUCCAUUAAGCAGAAGCAGAAUGAACCCAACGCCAAGGACCCUGAACUACCUCUGGCCCCCCCAUCCGAACUCAAUUGA
This is a messenger RNA of Penicillium waksmanii, 2043 nucleotides long. Its product is annotated as putative phospholipase A2 (PlaA). Gene Ontology annotation, cellular component: cytosol. The record is from RefSeq and is a predicted model, not a curated record. Lineage: Eukaryota; Fungi; Ascomycota; Eurotiomycetes; Eurotiales; Aspergillaceae. Gene Ontology annotation, molecular function: A2-type glycerophospholipase activity. The transcript is spliced from 3 exons. The coding region runs from base 1 to 2043 and encodes 680 amino acids. Gene Ontology annotation, biological process: glycerophospholipid catabolic process.